Blepharisma stoltei is the source of this 1240-nucleotide messenger RNA. The record is from the annotation of a GenBank genome assembly. NCBI's taxonomy places the organism in Eukaryota, Ciliophora, Heterotrichea, Heterotrichida, Blepharismidae.
AUGAAUAAGCCUCAGUCUAUCGUAAAACUUACACUUCAAGCAAAAGAAUUAAGGAUAGAAGACCCUAAUUCUAACUUACUGCUCUUAUUUAGUCAGAAAGUUUUCUUUACGAAUGGAUUUAUUUUAGAUUAUUUUUUUCAGUCAAAAUUUGAAAAUGAAAAUAUAAUUUGGAGAUUUCACCAUUAUAAUCAUUUCUGUAUAUAAAAAUGCUUGCUUGCAAAGAAGGGUAUUUUUCUAAAAAUUUAGUAUAUUUUCAUUGAUUUUAUAUGCCAACCAAAUUUUGGGGAGAAGUAAGCACAAAACCUGCUGUAAAGUGUUCACUAAAACAGAUAAUUCAGAGAAAUGGGAAGAAGCUGGCCACACUGAACUUAUCGAAUUUAAUAUAAACCCAGAAUAUAAAAAAGAAUUUAAAAUUCAAGUCACCUAUAAGAAAUCCAAGCUAAUUAAAAUAAUCCUUUACGAUUUCUUUGGAAACUACUUACAAAAGAUUGGGAAAGUUGCCUUCACUUUGUCUGAUUUGAUGAUUAAUGGAUCAACGACAUUUAGCAUCAAAAAUUAUGGUGAAAUCUUUGGAAAACUUAUAGUUCAUAGCGAAAUUCAUCAUCUAACCCCUCUUAUGUUUUUUUAUAAAUAAUUGUUAUUUUAUUAAAAAAAAUAAUUGCUAUUUUAUUUAAAAAAAAUUGCUAUUUUAUUUAAAAAAAAAAAAAAUAAAUACCGACCAAAUGAGUAAGUGAACAAUUCAAAUUUCAGAUCAGAGGGGAAAAUUUGGUAAAUAAAGAUCCGUUUAACUUCCGUUCGCCCUAUUUUAAGUUUUAUCGGCUCAGAAAAGGCCAAGAAAAUUUCCAAAUUUACAAAAGUGAGGUUAUUGAAGAAAGCUUAAAUCCAGCAUGAAAUCAGGUUAGUUUUCAUUUGUAUGAUGUUUGUGGAGAUAAUAUACAUACCCCUCUAAAAGUCGAAGUAUGGGACUCUAAUCCUAUGCUUGAAGAUGUUUUAAUGGGGGAAGGAUAAACUAUUUAAAAAGAAUAAGCCUUUUAUAGAGAAAAAUAGUAGCUUUUUAUAGGGAAAAUGAAUUAUUGGUAGCAGAUAAUGAAGAUUUAUUCUUUAUAAAUUAUUAUAUACCUCUGCAGAUCAAUUGCUUGGAAAAAAAUCAAUUACUCUGAAGAAAAAUAAAAAAUUCAAAGGAAAAAUUGAAAUAAUUCGUGCAGAAGUAUUGGAUCAGAAAAUCAGAAGUUCUUUCUAG